AUGUGUUCCAGAAGUUAUGUGGUAAUAUUGCUUCUGUCGCAAACAUUAGCUUUAAUACAGGCACAGAAUGAAGAGACAACCUCUGCCCCAUUGACCUGUGCUAGUAUGUUGUGUGCACCUAGCACAUACUGUCGAACAGUUAUGUCCUGCUCCACCUGUCAACCUGAGUCCAGAUGUGUACCGGCCGAUAACAUCAAUGAAGACACGGAUACUUUGUGCAAGAAUGGGAACUAUUCUGAGGUCAUCUUGCUGGAGAAUCCGAACAACUCCUCAUCUUAUAGCCAGCUGCAGUGUGGAGUUGAUGCUGGCACCCAGAAAUGUCCUUUAGGAUCAGACUGUAUUCAGGAUCAGUCAGAAAUUGGAUCCUGUUGUCGAGGACAGAUCGAAAUGCCGCCACAGACAGAAAAAUCUGGUGUUUGUCCAUCG
This is a messenger RNA of Candidula unifasciata, 426 nucleotides long. The record is from the annotation of a GenBank genome assembly. NCBI's taxonomy places the organism in Eukaryota, Metazoa, Mollusca, Gastropoda, Stylommatophora, Geomitridae.